AUGGCCGACCAAUUUAAAGCGCGCACCCUGAAGCGCAAGAACGUCAAGGGUCUGGCGCUGAAUGCGGCUCCCAAACCUGCUUCGACUUCCGCCGAUGGAGAUUCUCAAGGUUCUGGCGCCGUUGGAAGUGUUGAAACCAACCGCACCGAUACCCUCGAGAUUGGCUUGGAGUUUCGAUUGGACUUGCGCAGUGAGGAUCUUAUCACGUUGAAAGAAUUAGGCGCCGGCAAUGGUGGUACCGUCUCGAAGGUCAUGCAUGCAUCGACCAAGGUCGUCAUGGCGCGGAAGAUUAUCCGAGUCGAUGCCAAGGAGAAUGUGAGAAAGCAGAUUCUACGAGAGCUGCAGGUCGGCCACGACUGUAAUUCCCCUAAUAUCGUGACCUUCUAUGGCGCUUUCCAAAACGAAGCCCGAGACAUUGUGUUAUGCAUGGAAUACAUGGAUUGUGGCUCCCUCGAUCGAAUUUCCAAAGAUUUUGGUCCAGUCCGGGUGGACGUCCUUGGCAAGAUUACCGAGUCCGUGCUGGCCGGUCUCUGUUAUCUUUAUGAGGUCCACCGAAUCAUGCAUCGCGACAUCAAACCGUCGAACAUCACCGUCAACUCACGAGGAAACAUCAAGCUGUGCGACUUUGGUGUGGCCACCGAAAUCGUCAACUCUAUUGCCGAUACCUUUGUGGGCACUUCGACUUACAUGGCUCCGGAGCGAAUUCAAGGAGGCGCUUACACGGUGCGCUCGGAUGUCUGGAGUGUGGGACUGACGGUUAUGGAACUAGCCGUUGGGCGCUUCCCCUUCGAUACCUCAGACUCAACGGCAGGCGAUCGCGCCAGUGCUGGCCCAAUGGGUAUUUUGGACCUGUUGCAGCAGAUUGUGCACGAGCCUGCUCCGAAGCUGCCCAAGAGCGACGCUUUCCCACCCAUUCUCCACGAGUUUGUCGCCAAGUGUCUUUUGAAGAAGGCCGAGGAGCGGCCAACACCCCGGGAGCUCUACGACAAAGAUGCAUUCCUCCAAGCCGCCAAGCGAACGCCAGUAGAUCUCCAAGAAUGGGCCAUUAGUAUGAUGGAGCGACAUAACCGGAAGUCGUACCUCGCUCCGCCGGCACCCAAAUCACUCAAAGAUGAUGUGCAAUUCUCAUCUUCACAGCAGCAGCCCAGCCCCGCGGUCCAACCUCCUGUCAGUAAAGCCCCUGCUAUUAAACCUGCACGCACCCCUCAGUACGCCUCUCCCUCGUCCUCUGGCGAUCUCUCCGUCAUGGGUCAUGACGGGCCUGUGCACUAUGCCCACAACUAUGUUCCGGCCAAUCCCUCGCCCCGUCCCCGACGGACCACUCGCUCGCCGCCCAUCUCGUUGGAGCAUCUGUCGCUGGAGAACCGCGAGGAUGAGUAUCGCUCUGGCCGACGGCCCUCUCGCACUCCCGUCGAUGGCCCUUCUCCGGGCCUGGAACCUCCCAUGCAUCCAAUGAGCUCUCGCUCCGCCAGCUCGCACAAUACCAAAUCGAGAAUGCCGCUGCAGUCUGCAGCAGCCCUGCCUGUCCGCUCGCCACACCACGGCCCACCAUCGGGAUCGGGCUCGAGCGGCAGUGGUUCCUGGCAGCGGUCGAUGCGAGGCGAUCAUAUGACCGGCGCUGUCUAA
Molecule: messenger RNA, 1626 nt
Organism: Aspergillus saccharolyticus JOP 1030-1
Lineage: Eukaryota; Fungi; Ascomycota; Eurotiomycetes; Eurotiales; Aspergillaceae
Gene: ste7
Product: MAP kinase kinase Ste7
Exons: 4
Coding region: 1-1626 (541 amino acids)
Biological process (GO): protein phosphorylation
Molecular function (GO): protein kinase activity; ATP binding
Source: RefSeq, a predicted model, not a curated record